AUGUCUGAAGACGAUGUUGCGGCAUUAGUAAUUGAUAAUGGUUCAGGAAUGUGUAAAGCUGGUUUUGCCGGUGAUGAUGCACCACGCGCAGUUUUUCCAUCAAUUGUCGGUCGUCCACGUCAUCAGGGUGUAAUGAUUGGAAUGGGUCAAAAAGACUCAUACGUUGGUGAUGAAGCACAGUCGAAACGUGGUAUUCUAACGUUAAAAUAUCCAAUUGAACAUGGAAUCGUUACUAACUGGGAUGAUAUGGAAAAAAUUUGGCAUCACACUUUUUAUAAUGAAUUACGUGUGGCACCCGAAGAACAUCCCGUUCUGUUAACCGAAGCACCGUUGAAUCCCAAAGCAAAUCGUGAAAAAAUGACACAAAUCAUGUUCGAAACAUUCAAUACACCUGCCAUGUACGUUGCCAUUCAAGCUGUUUUAUCUUUGUAUGCAAGUGGUCGAACAACCGGUAUUGUAAUGGAUAGUGGUGACGGUGUAACACAUACAGUUCCAAUUUAUGAAGGUUAUGCAUUGCCACAUGCCAUUCUUCGUUUGGAUUUGGCUGGUCGUGAUUUGACCGAUUAUUUGAUGAAAAUCUUAACUGAACGUGGCUAUUCAUUUGUAACAACAGCUGAGCGUGAAAUUGUACGUGAUAUCAAAGAAAAAUUGUGCUAUGUUGCAUUAGAUUUUGACCAAGAAAUGGGUACUGCAGCAUCGUCAUCUUCGUUAGAAAAGUCUUAUGAAUUACCCGACGGACAAGUAAUUACAAUCGGAAAUGAACGAUUUCGUUGUCCAGAAGCAGUGUUUCAACCAUCAUUUUUAGGCAUGGAAACAGCUGGAAUUCAUGAAACAACCUACAACUCAAUAAUGAAAUGUGAUAUAGAUAUUCGAAAAGAUUUAUAUGCCAACACAGUUUUAUCUGGGGGUACAACAAUGUAUCCAGGCAUCGCUGAUCGUAUGCAAAAAGAAAUAACAUCCUUGGCACCAUCAGCAAUGAAAAUAAAAAUCAUCGCUCCACCCGAACGAAAAUAUUCUGUAUGGAUUGGUGGAAGUAUCUUGGCAUCAUUAUCAACAUUUCAACAAAUGUGGAUAUCAAAACAAGAAUAUGAUGAAAGUGGACCAUCGAUUGUUCAUCGAAAAUGUUUCUAA
This is a messenger RNA of Didymodactylos carnosus, 1131 nucleotides long. The record is from the annotation of a GenBank genome assembly. Lineage: Eukaryota; Metazoa; Rotifera; Eurotatoria; Philodinida; Philodinidae.